Onychostoma macrolepis is the source of this 1448-nucleotide messenger RNA. RefSeq names its product nucleoredoxin like 2 (gene nxnl2). The record is from RefSeq and is a predicted model, not a curated record. Gene Ontology annotation, biological process: sensory perception; photoreceptor cell maintenance. NCBI's taxonomy places the organism in Eukaryota, Metazoa, Chordata, Actinopteri, Cypriniformes, Cyprinidae. The transcript is spliced from 2 exons. Bases 264 to 734 code for a protein of 156 amino acids.
UUUAUAUUCAUGAGCUAAACCAUCUGACCAGCGUCUGUAUUCCAACGCCGCUGUCAGCAAAUCAGUAGUCGAACGUUACGGUGCGUCAUUAAUAUUCAUGAGCCGAACUCACCAAGAUAGGAAGCGAUUUGUAAAUACGAGCGACGCUGUCAAAGGACUCGCUAGAGUGCGCAGUGAACAUUGAGUAGAGCUGUUUUCCACACUUUAUGAGACUUGAACAGUAAGUUAGGCACUUUAUUCAGGUGGACAGAAACUACUGAGCGAUGGUCGAGGUGUUUGCAGGCCGAACUCUGGUGAAUAAAGAAGGAGAUCUGGUGGAUCCAGAGGAAGCGCUCAGGAAUAAAGUGGUUGGUCUGUAUUUCUCGGCCGGAUGGUGUCCGCCGUGUCGAGACUUCACCCCGCUGCUGUGUGAUUUCUACACCGAGCUGGUGGAGGAGAGCGAGCCUCCUGCCCAGUUUGAGAUAGUCUUCAUAUCCUCGGAUAAAUCCACAGAAGACAUGGUGGAGUAUUAUCAUGACAUGCACGGGGACUGGCUGGCUCUGCCCUGGACGGAUCCCUAUAAACACGAACUGAAGAAGAGAUACAACAUCACAGCCGUACCAAAGCUGGUCAUCGUGAAGGAGAAUGGUCAGGUGAUCACAGACAAAGGCCGAAAGCAGAUCCGGGACCAGGGUCUGGCGUGUUUCCGGAGCUGGCUGGAGGUGGCCGAGAUCUUCCAGAACUUUAAAGGCUGAGAAUCACGUGGAGCUUCCAAUGAAUUCACAAGGGCUGCUGAAACCAACAUUUUACCUGCAGAAAAGAGCCAGAACAUUUUUAUGCAAUUGUGUGCAAGAGCUUUAAACGUGUCUUUUCAGGUCAACAACCCGCACAACUAGUCAAAAGUUAUUUAAUACAGUUUUACUAUUAUUUUUAAAUAAUGUGGUAGCGAGCAGAUGUGUCCAAACUUUUGACUGGUGGUGUCUUUAAAGGAAUAGUUCACCCAAAAAAAAAAAAAAACAGCUGAACAUUUACACAACCUCAGACCAUCCAAGAUGUAGAUGAGUUUGUUUCUUCAUCAGAUUUGGAGAAAUGUAGCAUUGUGGAUUAUUGUGAUGUUUUUAUCAGCUGUUUGGACUCUCAUUCUGACGGCACCCAUUCACUGCAGAGGAUCCAUUGCUGAGGAAUUGAUGGAAUGCUACAUUUCUCCAAAUCUAAUGAAGAAACAAACUCUACAUCUACAUCUUGGAUGGUUAAUUUUCAUGUUUUCAGAACGCUUUUGCUACUUAUUUUUUGUACGGCUGCUUUUAUAAGAAUCUGUUUAUUUAUAUAAAUAUGUUCUCGUUGAUGUAUGAAUCUAUGCAUAUUCUCUCAUGUAACUUGAAGAAUAGCAGAUGUUUACUGGUUUUGUUGUUAUGGUACAUCUAAAUGCUUCAUAUUCCUCUGUGUCUCAUUAAAACUCACAGAUUGUC